CGAGCGCAUCAUGAGCGCGUACUUUGAGCCUUUCAUCGCCGCCAUGUCCUGAGCCUGGUUCAGCGUCGCAUACUACAUCUCUUCUCUCGCCGUGUCGGCUGCCAAGCCUACCUCGCGCUUCACAAGCCUCCUCUCAACGUCUAUCUGGCGCGGCGGCCUCAUCGUCACCGGCACAGCGAUCAUGGGGUACUAUUGCGUCGUGUUCCCGGCCGUGCGCGAGUGCAACGACUAUCGCACCACGUACGGCGCCGACGGCGGGUCGGCGGCCAACUGCGUGCUUCCGCUCGUGACCGGGAUUGUUGGCUGGGUCGCCGUUCUUGUGGUGCGUGGAGACUGACAUGAGAGGAGAGGAGCACUGCUGAUCCCAGAUCGCGGCGUUGCUAGUUGUCGAGAUUCGCGCCCUGCACCGAUACAAGAAUUGGCAGGCCCCGCUCACCACCCUGCGAGCCGAGGAGGCGAUGUCCCUCAACCCUCGGGCUAAAGCGGCUGUGUGAACCGAGACAUGCUGUGUUGUGCUUUAGACUACGCCAACUUAUAAUCAGUCCAGUUCCUAUAAUACCUAAUGUACAUUGGAGCGCCUAAUAUCCAUU
Molecule: messenger RNA, 590 nt
Organism: Cutaneotrichosporon oleaginosum
Lineage: Eukaryota; Fungi; Basidiomycota; Tremellomycetes; Trichosporonales; Trichosporonaceae
Source: RefSeq, a predicted model, not a curated record